AUCUUGGUUUGGAAGAGCAGAAGAAAACCUUUAAAUACAAAUUUAAAAAUAAACCUCCUGUACAAAGAAACGGUGAGGUACACUGGACAGACAGAACUCGCUCAAGUCUUCUGGAAGUGUGGCAGCACGUGGUCACAUGACCUGGAAGAGAAAACCCAAGAGACUUCUGGGAUCCCUCUCUGAAUGGGCCGGUUAUCAACCUGGAAAGAAGUCUAAAGGCUGAUGAACUGAUCCGCACAGCGACACAGCUGCGCUCUCUUACCCUCUUCGUCUGUCCAAUCUCUCCAUUUAUGUCCUGAGAUCCACAAUUUUCUGCAACUCUGGUGACUGGUUGGCUGCUGUACCAUCAUUCUACUCCUGGGGAUUUCCUGUCACGUGACCAUAUUCCUGCUUCACCUCCACUCCUAGUAUGGAACUCAACAAAGUCCAGUCAGAGGGCGGGCUGAAUGUGACCCUGACCAUCCGGCUUCUCAUGCACGGCAAGGAAGUGGGAAGCAUCAUUGGAAAGAAAGGGGAAACUGUGAAGAAGAUGCGUGAAGAGAGCGGCGCUCGCAUCAACAUCUCAGAGGGAAACUGUCCUGAGAGGAUCGUAACCAUCACUGGACCCACAGAUGCCAUCUUUAAGGCCUUCGCUAUGAUCGCAUACAAGUUUGAAGAGGUGCUGGUCGGAUACAAUAGCGGCGCUCGCAUCAACAUCUCAGAGGGAAACUGUCCUGAGAGGAUCGUAACCAUCACUGGACCCACAGAUGCCAUCUUUAAGGCCUUCGCUAUGAUCGCAUACAAGUUUGAAGAGUCCCCACCGAAAGGUGCCACCAUUCCCUACCGCCCAAAGCCCGCCUCCACCCCUGUCAUUUUUUCAGGUGGCCAGGCCUACACAAUUCAGGGACAAUAUGCCAUUCCACACCCAGAUUUGACCAAGCUCCACCAGUUGGCUAUGCAGCAAACCCCCUUUACCCCCCUCGGACAGACCACCCCUGCUUUCCCUGGUCUGGAUGCAAGUCCCCCGGCCAGUACUCAUGAACUCACCAUUCCCAAUGAUCUAAUAGGCUGUAUAAUCGGGCGCCAGGGAACCAAAAUCAACGAGAUCCGUCAGAUGUCUGGAGCACAAAUCAAAAUAGCUAAUGCCAUGGAAGGGUCAUCAGAGCGCCAGAUCACCAUUACAGGAACCCCCGCCAACAUCAGCCUUGCCCAGUACCUCAUCAACGCAAGGCUGACGUCUGAGGUCACUGGAAUGGGCACUCUCUAAUUUCUACCCAUGAUCCUUCACUGCAUCACAUGACCCUUGAGCCAAUGGCAUUGCACCUAGUUUGUUUUAUCUCUGUAGUUUUGCUGUCCUGUAUUUUCAGUAAUUCUGACUCAUUUCUGUUCUAUAAUGUGCACAUAUUUAAAAUCUCAGUUUGAUAUUACUCCUACUCAGCCUUUGUUGUGCUCCUGAUGGUCCUUUAAUUAUUACCUUAUAAUUAUUUUAAAAGACACUUUAAUUUUUUUGACUCUCUAGUACCUCAUGUCCUGUUUUGCCAUAGCUUUAACUGUGAAUUCACAUUUUCUGGUCCGUAUUCUGUGGUGUGGUACAGCAAAGCCAAUGAAAUCCUCCACUUUCCAAUCUUUCAUUAGGUUAGAAUGAGUUUGUAAUUUUAAAAGCAGUGGUCCUGUGCUUUGCUCACUGGGUACCUUACAACAGUGCAUCUCAUACAUGAAUAAUGAAACCAACUGAUGGAGUUGGAAUGUUUGCACCACGCCUGUACGAUUUGUCUGCAUCUGUCAUUGUGGCAUGCGGAGUAACACAGA
Molecule: messenger RNA, 1788 nt
Organism: Sinocyclocheilus grahami
Lineage: Eukaryota; Metazoa; Chordata; Actinopteri; Cypriniformes; Cyprinidae
Product: poly(rC)-binding protein 3-like
Exons: 14
Coding region: 410-1246 (278 amino acids)
Molecular function (GO): RNA binding
Source: RefSeq, a predicted model, not a curated record